GGAUUACUUUAUUCACAAGUUCAGAGCUAUGCUGGGCAAAAACAGAGUCAUCUUCCCCGGAGAGAAGGUGCUGCUGGCUGUAUCUGGAGGUCCUUCUUCCUGUUCGAUGCUCAGACAAGUUCAAGAGGGUCUGAGUCAGAAUGCUAACAAGAAGUUGCGGUUCUUGCCUGGUAUUGCCUACAUCGAUGAGGGUGCUGUGAUCGGUCAGUCAGUGGAUGAGAGACAGAGGACGGUGUCUGAGCUUCAGGCACUGUUUAAAGCUACCGGUUUCCCCUUCUACAUCCUGCCUCUGGAGCAGGUUCUGGACCUUCCCAGUUCAGUUGUGGCGACUGCUCCGUCACCCUCAGAGCGACCUGCCACAGCCUACAAAGCAGCCGUGGAUCACUUCGUUCAGAGCGAUGGCGCCAACUUGUUGACACAACCAGAGGAACUGGAGGAGAAACCUCUGCCUCUGGUUCAGGAGUCCCGGACACGUUUGCUGCAGCAGCUGAUUGGCUCUGUGAACACACUGACGGCCAGAGAAGAUCUGCUAAACAGAUUAAGGCAACAUCUGCUGGUGCACACAGCUCGCACUGAGGGCUACAGUAAACUGAUGCUGGGAGACAGCUGCACCAGACUGGCUGUUAAACUGCUCACCAGUAUAUCACUGGGCAGAGGAGCACAGCUGGCUCAGGACACAGGCUUCUUGGACUCCAGAUAUGGUGACAUAAUCUCAGUGAGACCAAUGAGGGACUACUCAGCCAAAGAAAUAGCUUACUACAACCAUAUAUUCAGUGUGCCUUCUGUUGUAAUACCAAGUCUGGACACUAAGAAAACUGACAAGGCCAGCAUCCAGCGUCUGACAGAGCACUUUGUCACUAAACUGCAGGCAGACUUCCCCUCGACAGUCAGCACCAUCUACAGGACCGGUGAGAAGCUGCAAAACGCAUGUAGAAAAUCCUCUGCAGGGGACCACUGUGACAGAUGUCUGCUGUGUAUGUGCACCCUGGACACUGCUGUGGAGAAGGCAUCGGCCUUCCAGGCCACACUGAUUUCAGAUCAGCUGUCCAGGACUAAAUCUAAAGGAGGCAGCAGUACUGAAAUCCCAAGACAAAGCCCAGGGAGGCCAGAAUCAGCUGCUCCCGCUGGACUGUGCUGUUCCUCUGCAGGAGGACUCGACUGUGGGAGGUCAGCACGUGGUGGAGGUUACUGUUCUUCCAAGGUACCAGAAACUACUGAUCUGAAGAGCCUGCUGUGUUACAGCUGCACACUGACUGUCAGAGACAUGUCCACAGUGAAGCACCUCCCUCAGUACAUCCUGUCAGAGGCUCAGAGGAGGCAGAGCAGGUCUCAAAUGAGAGAGGAGAUCGCUGAGUUCCUGCUGGAUGAUCAUGAUGAAGGAAAUUAGAAACAAGAGGAAAGUUUCGUCAAAGACGAUGUCAACUCAGCCUGCAGGAAGUAGAUGGUUUUCAUAUGUUUAACAAUGAAAUCCAUGGAGGGUUUUUGCAAAUGUAGCGAUUCAUUAUCUGUCUGUCUGUCCUUAGUCUAUGUGGGGCCAAAGGUAACACACAGACAGGCCUUCAGAAUGUAUUUGAUCACUUUUUUGGAAUUGAUCAUGGAAGCAGCCCUGCAGUCUGAUGAGGACUGAGAUGGACAGAUCUUUAGAGGGUUGUUUUUGUUGUUUUAUGCAUGCUUCCAGAAAUAGACCACAGUUCAGUGAUUUGUUAGUCAUAUUCAGAGUUGUAUUACAACCAGAAAACAUUAAUAUAAAAUUGUUAUACACAGCACUCUACUUUUAAGUUUGCCCAUGAACUUCUGUUUUUUUUUUUAUGUGUUUGUAAAUGAAGAAACUUCAAAGUUGACACUAUGUCUUUAUUUCCAUUUGUAGUACUGUGCCCUUAAUAAACCUUCAAAUUUCA
Archocentrus centrarchus (flier cichlid) is the source of this 1898-nucleotide messenger RNA. Its product is annotated as cytoplasmic tRNA 2-thiolation protein 2-like. Bases 29 to 1387 code for a protein of 452 amino acids. Gene Ontology annotation, cellular component: cytosol. Gene Ontology annotation, molecular function: tRNA binding; sulfurtransferase activity. The record is from RefSeq and is a predicted model, not a curated record. The transcript is spliced from 14 exons. NCBI's taxonomy places the organism in Eukaryota, Metazoa, Chordata, Actinopteri, Cichliformes, Cichlidae. Gene Ontology annotation, biological process: tRNA wobble position uridine thiolation.